AUGAUUCCUGGUGUUUGUUUGUUUUCCAGUCAGAGAAAGCUUAUCAGGAAGUUCCUCAAACAAAUGAACGUGACAAUAGGCGACCUGGACGAAAUCAUCGAGUGGGUGGUGUGUGUCUCCAGUGAGGUGUUCCUCCCAGUGAUGGCUCUGCACAGGACCUCCAGACCAGAGCUGUCAGACUCGUCCCGCUGGGGGUCAGGUGUGCUCCAGAUCGUCUCUGAAAAGUUCCACCAGCGGAGUUCUGAGCCGACGGGAAGGCUCCUGGGCGGGCAGCCGCCCACUCCCCCUUCUGAGACCGACAAGGAGCUUCAGGGCAUAGCAGAUCUGUCUGUGAGUAACAUCCUGAAAAGGGCCCAGGAGGACCUAUUCUCUUCUGGUGAGGAUGACCUGGAGAACACCCAUCCAGGUAUUACUCUGACAGAAGAGAAGCUCUCCAGCAUCUUCUCAGAGCUGUUCAGGGAUGCCUGUGAGAGUGCCCAGGAGGCCGCCAGACGGAUCCACCAAAUGAAGUCUGGAAGAGGCAACAACAGCCAGAAUGGGAGUUGGCCUGGGUCGUCACAGGGAUCGAGCAGAUCCAACAUGCCAGAGUUGGGAGAACUGGGGUCAGUGAGGAGUCCCAAGGGAAGUGACGUCCAUAAAGUCCUUAGCGAGGGGUCCCUCCCUGUCUUUGCCCUGUUUGGGGAGAGGCCAGGGGAAGUUGGGGAGACCAGCAGCCCUGCUGGGGAGAUGGACGAGACCCAGACUGCCAGCACUCCCAACAUUCCCCGGUCUGGGCAUGGCGGCAGAAGGAGUAGCCAGACCACCACUCCCACCCCCGGCCACAGAGAGGCAGGAUUCACAGCCAGUAACAUCUUUGAUGUUAUUAUUCAUCUGGCGCACUCUGACACUGACCGGGAACUCCACCAGGAGUUCAGCAGUGAGGAUGAUGUUUCACUGAAUGACAUCAUGGACAUGAAGUCAACCCCGUCAGUGGAGCCCCUGGGUCAGAUCCUGUCCUCAUGGAAGCUGGUCAACAUGAUCUUCAGGGGGAAGGUCCACUACUUUGGGAAGAAGCUCAUCUGCAAGGUGUAUCAGAUGCUUCUGGACACCGGUAUGGGCAGGAGGCCAAUGGCCCGCCAGAGCAGGUCCGAGCCCAUCCUGAAAGACCUGGCUGCCAACCGUAGGCUCUCCAAUGAAUUCUUCACAGACGUGCUGUACAUGUUCAUCCAACGGGCCAUUAAGAAUCUGCUGGAGAACUUCUUGGGUCUGCCGACCACCCCACCAGGUAGAGACAUUAUGUGGAAUGACAACUUUAACUGGAUGUAUAGGGACGGCUGGGGGAACACCCCCACAUCCAGCGAGGAGGAAUUGUGGGACAGUGACUCCACCUGGUCAAGUGGGCAUGGGGAGGAGGAAGGGACAGAGUCCCGUGGGAGGUGGGCCGCUCUGUUGGAGAAGGGCAGCUUCCUGACCCUCCAGUCCUCCAGCUCCCUCUCCCUCUCCGAUGACAACAAGGAGGCACUAGGGGCCGUCUGCCAAGUCCUGACCACCAGGGUGGGAGACAUCCUGAACAGUACCUGCAACGACGAUUGCAAGGCCAGGCUCAUCAUCCAGAAAGGAUUGGAUUCCGGUGCCAGGGAAAGGUUCCCUGACUCUCCGUGUCCCUCUUCACCCAAGGACGAAGAGGAGGUGGUUGUGAGUGCCAUGACUGUUUCAUACCCUAAACCCUCCACCUCAACCCAGGCAGCAUGGGCAGCUCCUGCCCAGACUCUGGACGUGUUUCUGCCCAGACCCUGCCUGGAUGAAGAAGAGGUAGUGCCCAGCACCUCCUUGAAGGACAACUCUGUGACGACCACCCAUGCAGCACUGGCAGCUCCUUCCCAGACCCUGGAAGAAGAGGUGGGAGAAGCUGAGGUGUCCGACGUGAGUGACAGCUCCCUGAUGCCUACCAAGGCCCUUGAGAAGAUUCCCUCUCUCCUACCAGGCAAGAUCCUUAUCGAAGAGGACACCCUCAGUUGCAGCACUCCCUGGGCCACCGUCAUGAGCCCCCAGACCCUGAAGUUUAUCCUCCACGGCAUCAUGUGCCGACUGGAGGCCUCAGAGUCCCCCCAGGCAAGGAGGGCCAAUGACCCCUUCAGGCUGAUGAAGGAUCUCUUUCUAGAGGUCCAGCAUGCCCUGAAGUAUGCUGACAUCUCUGUCCUCUUUGGCCUGGAGGAGAGCAUCCAAUUCAUUGGGGAGGAUGCGGUGAAGGCCAUCGUGAAGACUGCAGCUAAACGAUUGUCCCUGCGUUCGGACUCCAACCGGGCUCAACUGCGUGCAGCACGCUCUGGUGGUGAGGGAGCCAUCAGGUGCAUGGCAGACACCAUCACACAAGUCAUAGAUGACUAUUCCGAGGACUGGAGUUCCGGAGGCCAUUUUGGAGCCAGGAGGAGCCGUGCUAGUGGGAGGUCACACUCCUCAACCUCCUCAAGGAGUGACGUCACCCUCACCGAGGAGCUCCUGGCCCGGAGGGAAUCCCUUGAAGAGGACCUAGAGGAGAUGGCUGAUGACAGCACUGGUUUGGAGAAGACCAUUGUAAGCUCAGCCAUCUCUGCCAAGUCCCAGGAGAAGGAGAAGGAAGAGGCUAUGAAGGAAGAAAUGAGGAAGUCAGGAAAGAAGAGGCAAAGAAAUAACAAGGACCAGAAGAAGAACAAGGUGUCUCCUCUUGGCAAUGAUAGUACUGUGGCUGCAGAUGACCCGAAGAAAAAACAGGCUCUCCUCCCGCGGAUCACAGCUGCCCUGGCAAGACUAUUUUGCUUCCCCUGCAAAAAAAGAUGCAAAAAGUAACCGUGCAGAAACGAGUUUGGGAAACCCUGAUACCACCUCCCCCAACCCACUUUCUAAAAAAACAUCAGUGCCACCAGAAGAGGGAGACAACCCCCCCUAUU
Messenger RNA from Oncorhynchus masou masou (cherry salmon), 2906 nucleotides. RefSeq lists its product as uncharacterized. The coding region runs from base 1 to 2805 and encodes 934 amino acids. Lineage: Eukaryota; Metazoa; Chordata; Actinopteri; Salmoniformes; Salmonidae. The transcript is spliced from 6 exons. The record is from RefSeq and is a predicted model, not a curated record.